AGAGCAUUGAGAAUAGCUUAUCCAGAUCUGUUAUACGAUGAAGCCCUUGAAAUUUCAAACUUACAGUAUCUGAGUACUCGUAGAGACAUCUCUUGCAAGAAAUUCGUCGAAUCUCUGCGACGUGAUGUUUCACCCUACAACCCUUUGACCCAAAUUAUGGAAAUUCGUCCCGGG
Molecule: messenger RNA, 174 nt
Organism: Paramuricea clavata
Lineage: Eukaryota; Metazoa; Cnidaria; Anthozoa; Malacalcyonacea; Plexauridae
Source: the annotation of a GenBank genome assembly